CAUACUGUACGACUUACUGCGAGCUUUAAAAUAAUCAAAAUGGCCGACGAAGUAAUUUUAGAGUAUCUUCAUAUGGAAAUAAUUAGUCAGUUCUAUAGAUCUUGUGAAAAGUCUGAUCAGGACCAGUGCAUUGCAAAGCUGGAAUCCCUAGGUUUCAGAAUUGGUCAGAGUUUAGUGGAAAGAUUUACAAAAGACUUUCCAAGGUUUAAAGAUGAGUUAGAUACCAUGAAGUUUGUGUGCAAGGAUUUCUGGAAUUAUGUGUACAAGAAACAGAUUGAUAAUCUUAGAACAAAUCACCAGGGAGUCUAUGUUCUCCAAGACAACAGAUUCAGAUUUCUUACCCAGAUAUCAAAUGGGAAGCAGUACAUGGAGUCAGCCCCUAAGUUUUUAGCAUUGCCCUGUGGUAUGAUACGAGGGGCCCUCUCCAAUCUGGGGGUCAACUGUGUGGUGACUGCUGAAGUCAGUGCCAUGCCAGCGUGUAAAUUUCAGAUUCAGAUACAGAGAGUGUGAACUUAAGGAAUUGAUGAAAGUGUUUCUCUUACGAAAGAAUGUGCAAUAGAAAAUGAGACAAUGUGAUUAUUUGUAUAGGUGUUAUUUUGUGUUACAUUAUGUUUAUGUAAAUAAAUAAGAGUCUUAACGAU
Messenger RNA from Ostrea edulis (European flat oyster), 641 nucleotides. RefSeq names its product trafficking protein particle complex subunit 6b-like. The record is from RefSeq and is a predicted model, not a curated record. Lineage: Eukaryota; Metazoa; Mollusca; Bivalvia; Ostreida; Ostreidae. The transcript is spliced from 6 exons. Gene Ontology annotation, biological process: regulation of GTPase activity; endoplasmic reticulum to Golgi vesicle-mediated transport. Gene Ontology annotation, cellular component: TRAPP complex; trans-Golgi network; cis-Golgi network. Bases 40 to 510 code for a protein of 156 amino acids.